Messenger RNA from Tripterygium wilfordii, 2145 nucleotides. RefSeq names its product protein DETOXIFICATION 54-like. The transcript is spliced from 4 exons. Gene Ontology annotation, molecular function: xenobiotic transmembrane transporter activity; antiporter activity. The record is from RefSeq and is a predicted model, not a curated record. NCBI's taxonomy places the organism in Eukaryota, Viridiplantae, Streptophyta, Magnoliopsida, Celastrales, Celastraceae. Bases 353 to 1876 code for a protein of 507 amino acids. Gene Ontology annotation, cellular component: membrane. Gene Ontology annotation, biological process: xenobiotic detoxification by transmembrane export across the plasma membrane.
GUCACUCACUCCUCUCAAACCGACCUUUGUGCUUAUUCUGCUGCUAUCCUAGUCGUGCCCUUUUUAAUGGUAAACCGUGAUUUCUAGCUAAAAACCUUGCCUUUUCACUUUCUCUUCUCUGCUUAGCCGUCAUUGGUAACUGCUCUUUAUGCCUUUUUCUCAUCCUGUUCCAUGAUUUUGGUCUGGUCAGAUAUAUAUAACAAGCAUGCAUAUACCUGAGAGGGCUUUAUUUCUUUUGUUUCUUGAGCUCCAUUAAAGCUAUCAAACUUUCUCCCACUUAGUUCUCUCUGUUGUACUGUUAUUGUUUCUCCUUACAGAGCUGGAGACAGAGUACAAGAUUAUAGAUCAUAAUAUGAACAUCGUCAAUAUGAGUGAUAAAGACACAGAUUUUACUUCUCAUAGGGUCUCUUCUGCGGCUCUGGUUAUUGAAGAGCUUAAAGAGUUGUGGGGAAUGGCUCUGCCGAUAACAGCUAUGAACUGUUUGGUUUUUGUUAGAGCUGUGGUUUCAGUCCUCUUCUUGGGCAGGCUAGGCAGCUUAGAACUAGCUGGUGGUGCACUCUCUAUUGGGUUUACAAACAUCACUGGAUAUUCUGUUCUUGUGGGUCUUGCUUCUGGUCUUGAACCGGUUUGCAGUCAGGCUUAUGGAAGCAAGAACUGGGACCUUCUCUCACUUUCUCUUCAACGGAUGAUCAUGAUUCUCUUCUUUGCAAUCAUACCCAUUAGCCUCCUCUGGCUUAAUCUUGAAUCAAUCAUGGUUUUCAUGGGUCAAGACAGAGAAAUCACAUCAAUGGCUGCAACUUACUGUAUCUAUUCUCUCCCAGACCUUUUAACAAACACAUUGUUGCAGCCUCUGAGGGUCUUUCUCCGGUCACAGAAAGUGACAAAGCCAAUGAUGUACUGCACAUUAGCGGCGGUAUUCUUUCACGUACCGCUAAAUUAUGUGAUGGUGAUGGUGAUGGGGCUUGGAGUGCCAGGAGUGGCAAUGGCCUCUGUUUUGACAAACAUGAACAUGGUGGUUCUGCUGGUUGGGUAUGUGUGGGCGAGUGGACGGUGGGAGAUGAGAUGGACGGGUGGGAUUAGUGGUAUUUGUGGUGGUAUGGGUCCCUUAUUGAAGCUUGCAGUUCCUAGCUGCCUUGGGAUUUGCUUGGAAUGGUGGUGGUAUGAGAUAGUGACUGUCUUGGCUGGAUAUCUCCCUAACCCUAAACUUGCAGUGGCUGCUACUGGAAUCCUUAUUCAGACAACUUCAAUGAUGUACACUGUCCCCAUGGCCCUUGCUGGCUGUGUCUCUGCCCGUGUGGGGAAUGAGCUUGGAGCUGGUAAUCCAUACAAAGCCAAGUUAGCUGCCAUGGUUGCAUUAUCCUGUGCAUUCCUAAUUGGCAUCAUCAAUGUGACAUGGACAGUGAUUCUUAGAGAUAGGUGGGCAGUUUUGUUCACCAAGGAUGAUUUGGUCAAAGGAUUGGUGGCAUCAGUUUUGCCAAUUGUGGGACUCUGUGAGCUUGGUAACUGCCCACAAACUACUGGCUGUGGGAUCCUACGUGGCACGGCCCGGCCCGCUAUUGGGGCCCACAUCAACUUAGGUUCAUUCUACUUUGUGGGUACACCUGUAGCUGUGGGGUUAGCCUUUUUGUUCAAGUUUGGAUUCAUAGGGCUCUGGUUUGGACUCUUGUCAGCCCAAGUGGCUUGUGUUUUGUCAAUUCUAUAUGUUGUGUUAGUCAGAACAGAUUGGGAAGCUGAGGCCUUGAAGGCUAAGCAGCUGACCUCCAUUGAAAUGACUCCAUGCAAUGAAGUUGGUGAUGAUAAAGAAUACCAAAAGAAUGAAGAAAUGAAAGGAUUGUUGAUGAUGAAUGGAAAUGGCAAAGUAGAUGAUGUUUUGUAGAGAGAAAAAACAAAACAAAAGAAGUUUGCAAGCCCAUGAAGCUGCUCAACUUUACCAAACUGGUUUUUUGUUGUUUAGUGUACUUUGGAGGGAUGAAAUGACUCAUACUUCAAUUUUGUGUGUUUUUUUUUUGUAUUUUCAAUGGAAAGUUGGAAGCCUGUAAUCAAAGGCUGUUUGUGCCUUUGUGGGUUCCUCCCUCUCCCCAUAAAAAGUGUUUGCAUAUUUUAAGAAGUAUGGCCUCUCCAUCUUAAAAGUUAUUUUGUUCUUUA